AUGGAGUUCCUCACUCUUCCUCCCGAAUCUCUUGGUGAUUUUAACGAGCGCUACUCGGUCCCCGUAACUCCUUUCAACGUUACAGCCUCCGCGGAUCUGCUGCUUCUGCCGUCAAAAAGGAACGAGACCAACACGGCUGCGACCAGGGACGCUUCAAGUCUCAUCAUCGCCGUCGGUAUCACGGCUCUCUACUCUCUGAUCUGUGUGGUGGGACUGCUGGGUAACGUGCUUGUAAUGUACGGGGUGGUCAGGUACACCAAGAUGAAGACCGCUACCAACAUCUACAUCUUCAACCUGGCCCUCGCCGAUGCUCUCGCCACCAGCACCCUCCCCUUCCAGAGCGCCAAGUACCUGAUGAGCACAUGGCCCUUUGGGGAGCUGUUGUGCAAAGUGGUCAUCGCCAUCGACUACUACAACAUGUUCACAAGCAUCUUCACGCUCACCAUGAUGAGUGUGGAUCGCUACAUCGCUGUUUGUCAUCCGGUGAGGGCCCUGGACUUCCGCACACCUGCCAAGGCCAAGCUCAUCAACGUCUGCAUCUGGAUCCUCUCCUCUGCUGUUGGAGUCCCUGUGAUGAUCAUAGCUGUUACCAAGGUGACAGAUAAAGGAAACACUGCCUGCACACUCACAUUUCCCAAACCUGAGUGGUACUGGGACACAGUGAUGAAAAUCUGCGUGUUCAUCUUUGCCUUUGUGGUACCCGUCCUGGUCAUCACCAUCUGCUACGGUCUGAUGAUCCUGCGACUCAAGAGUGUCCGUCUGCUCUCCGGCUCUAAAGAGAAAGACAGGAACCUGCGGCGGAUCACCCGCAUGGUCCUGGUGGUCGUGGCGGCCUUCAUCAUCUGCUGGACUCCCAUUCACAUCUUCAUCAUCGUCAAGACCAUGGUGGAUAUUGACCACAAGGAUCUCUUUGUAAUGGCCAGCUGGCACCUGUGCAUCGCACUGGGCUACACCAACAGCAGUCUUAACCCUGUUCUUUACGCAUUCUUGGACGAGAACUUCAAGAGGUGCUUCAGGGAUUUCUGCCUGCCCUAUCGCUCCCGUCUGGAGCAGAACAGCUUCUCCAGAGCACGCAACAGCACACGGGAGCCUGCUUCUGUUUGUGCUCCUGCAACGACAGAGAGACCGCCGGCCUGA
Messenger RNA from Toxotes jaculatrix (banded archerfish), 1137 nucleotides. RefSeq names its product opioid receptor, delta 1b (gene oprd1b). Gene Ontology annotation, cellular component: membrane; neuron projection. Gene Ontology annotation, biological process: neuropeptide signaling pathway; G protein-coupled opioid receptor signaling pathway. Lineage: Eukaryota; Metazoa; Chordata; Actinopteri; Toxotidae. Gene Ontology annotation, molecular function: G protein-coupled enkephalin receptor activity; neuropeptide binding. The transcript is spliced from 3 exons. The coding region runs from base 1 to 1137 and encodes 378 amino acids. The record is from RefSeq and is a predicted model, not a curated record.